This is a messenger RNA of Myxocyprinus asiaticus (Chinese sucker), 963 nucleotides long. RefSeq lists its product as uncharacterized. Gene Ontology annotation, cellular component: membrane. The record is from RefSeq and is a predicted model, not a curated record. The coding region runs from base 1 to 963 and encodes 320 amino acids. Lineage: Eukaryota; Metazoa; Chordata; Actinopteri; Cypriniformes; Catostomidae. The transcript has a single exon. Gene Ontology annotation, biological process: sensory perception of taste; G protein-coupled receptor signaling pathway. Gene Ontology annotation, molecular function: G protein-coupled receptor activity.
AUGGAUUCAUACAUUAUUAACAUGAACUUAUUGGAAUUUACCAUACUGAAUGUGCCUGUUUCUGGUGCUACUAUUCUGAUGAACAUAUUUUUUGUGUACUGUAUGUUUUUUCCAGAGAACAGACCAGAAAACAACCUUAAACCACCUCUUAAUGUUUUACUGGGAUCACUUAUUGGAUGCAACCUCACUCUUAAUGUUUUUAACUUGUUAUUUGUGUUUUAUGACCAUUUUUAUCCAGCUUCGUGGGUAUACACAAUUUCAUAUGCUAUUACGAUGUAUGCCAUGAGGACCAGUUUUACCACCUCUACUGGACUUAAUAUGUUUUACUACUUUCAGAUUGUUCCUGCUCAGCUGCCUUUUUUGGUCUGGGUGAGGACGCACAUCAAAGUCUUUAUGUACUUGGCAUUGCUUUUCGACAGAAUCUUCUUUUUAUUUGAAUUCAUUCUUCAACUUAUGUACCCAUGGGAAGGACCUGUUCCUGCAGUGGACUUGAAUUCAACCAGUGUUCAAAUGAACAUCACCAAUGAAAAAACAUCUGUGAUGUAUUUACUAUUAACAACAGACUUUUGGCUCAAAUGUGUCUAUUUUUUCUUUUGUCUUGUCAUUAUGCUGGCAUCAAGCAGUGGAACCGUUCUCUACUUGAGGAGUCACAUGAAGAGUGUAGAGGAGAACACCAGCUCUUUCUCUAGCCUUCAUCACCAGAGGCAGAUGAGAGUGACCAUCAUGGGCAUUAUACAGAUGGUCCUCUUCUUUCUCUGCUCAGGGUGGCUCAUUGCAGAAGAGCUCAUUAUUUAUUAUUUUGUUGAACGUUUUGAUCAGGGUGAAUAUUUAUUUGACUCUGUUGUGGCACUAUACUCUCUUGGAACAACCAUUGUUUUAGGUUUUGCUCAGACAACAUUCCGGCUUAGGGUGAAAGAUAUCGGGGGGAAACUUCUGCGAACCCUGAAAUUUUCAUCUGACUGA